Messenger RNA from Pseudovirgaria hyperparasitica, 2742 nucleotides. RefSeq names its product glycoside hydrolase. NCBI's taxonomy places the organism in Eukaryota, Fungi, Ascomycota, Dothideomycetes, Acrospermales, Acrospermaceae. The coding region runs from base 1 to 2742 and encodes 913 amino acids. The transcript is spliced from 8 exons. The record is from RefSeq and is a predicted model, not a curated record. Gene Ontology annotation, biological process: glycoprotein catabolic process; carbohydrate metabolic process. Gene Ontology annotation, molecular function: beta-mannosidase activity.
AUGCAUGCAAACAGGAGGAACACAGCUCGAGCAGUGCUCAGCACAGCGUUGAUAGCUUCGCAGGCCGUGCCAGGCUUUGCGAAUCAUGUUAUCGACCUGUCUGGUGAUGGCUGGACACUAUCAAGCACGAAUUCGAGCAUCUCAGUACCUGCCAAAUUACCUGGACAGGCGCACUUGGAUCUAUAUGCUGCACAAGUGAUUGGCGACCCAUACUACGGUCUAAACGACUUUAACCUACGUUGGAUAGCAUGGAGUAAUUGGACCUAUACCUCUGAUCCAAUACAAGGCUUACAAGGCAAUGCCAGCUCGACAUGGCUUCGCUUCGACGGACUUGAUACGUUCACAAGCAUAUCAUUCUGCAACGAACACGUUGCAGCAACUAACAACCAGUUUCGCCAGUAUUGGUUUGAUGUCUCAGAUAUACUUCAGGCCUGUACGGAUCAACAUCCGGUACUCAGCAUCGAGUUUGGUUCUGCUCCGAAUAUCAUCAACGCAAUUGCCACAAAACCUGACCAAAGAACAUGGCCUGAUGGUAUCCAGAUACCUUUCGAGUUCGACAACCGUCAGUGGGUGCGUAAAGAAGGUUCUGAUUUUGGCUGGGAUUGGGGUCCAGCUUUUGCUCCUGCUGGUCCCUGGAAGCCAGUCUAUGUGGUGCAGCUUGAACAGCAAGACGUUCAUGUACGGAAUUCUGUGGUCGACAUUUACCGUAAAGGCCAGUUGAACAACCUCCCACCUGACCAAACGCAGCCAUGGGUGCUCAAUGCAAGCAUGGACUUCUUUGGUACAUUACCGGAGGGCGUAAGCUUUGUGUACACACUCUUGGAUGCCGAAAGAAAUGAACUCGCCCAGGGCGAACUAGAGAACGUCAAUACUACCAAUGUAUCAAUCACAGGCAGCACAAUCAUUCCAAGUGAUAUGGUUGAGCUAUGGUGGCCUGUCGGACUUGGGAAGCAGAGCCUCUACCACAUCAUUGUUGAUGUCCUGAAGGAGAGCGUCUCUUUUGCCUCUAUCGAGAAACGAGUGGGUUUCCGCACCAUUAUAGUAAACUCCGGUCCUAUUCGCACGGAUCAAUUAGCUCGGGGAAUUGCGCCUGGAGACAAUUGGCACUUCGAGGUCAACGGGCAUGAGUUCUACGCGAAAGGCUCGAACUUCAUUCCGCCAGACACUUUCUGGACUCGUGUCGACAAAGACCGGAUCAGUCAGCUAUUCGACUCUGUUGUUGAUGGACGACAGAACAUGCUCAGAGUGUGGUCAACAGGUGCGUAUUCUCCUGAUUUCAUGUACGAUCUGGCGGACGAAUAUGGUAUCCUUCUUUGGAGUGAAUUUGAAUUUGGAGAUGCCAUGUAUCCAGUCGACCCAGACUUCCUUAACAACGUUCGAGAAGAAGCUGUAUAUCAAGUUCGCCGUGUCAACCACCAUCCGUCAUUAGCCUUCUGGGCCGGAGGUAACGAAAUGGAGAAUCUCAUCCUGUUCAACUAUGUUGCCAAAUCCGCUCCUAACAAACUAGAUUUCUAUAUUGGAGAAUAUGAGGCACUGUUUCUAAAUGUUCUUACGCCCGCAGUGUUUGAAAAUUCCAAGAGCAUAUCCUACCAACCUUCGAGCACCAGUAACGGGUACCUGAAACUUGACCAUAGCCGAGCUGUGCCCAUUGUACCACGCUACAUGAAUCUCACCGAGGGAUCCAUAUACGGCGAGACAGAUUACUACAACUAUGAUAGCACUCAGUCCUUUAAUGUGUCAGGAUACCCCGUCGGCCGGUUUUCCAAUGAGUUUGGCUUCCAUUCCAUGCCGUCGAUACAAUCCUGGAGACAAGCGGUGCACCCGAAUGAUUUGCAUUUCAACUCUUCUGUAAUAAUGCUACGCGACCAUCAUCCUCCGUCUGGCAGCCUGAAUACAUCAAACUUUGACAAGGCCGCAAUAGGACAGGCAAACUUUACAUCUUGGAUCUAUGCGACACAAAUCUUCCAAGCAGACUUCUACAAGAGUCAGAUCCAGCACUAUAGAAGAGGCAGUGGUAUGCCGGAAAGGCAGCUCGGUUGUCUUUAUUGGCAACUUGAAGACCAGUGGCAAGCGCCUACAUGGGCUGGAAUAGAAUAUGAUGGGAGAUGGAAAUACACUGCCAAAGAUAUAUAUAAGAACGUCAUCAUCGCUCCGCAUCAAAAUGAUUCGACGGACGAUCAACUCGAAGUCUACGUGACCUCCGAUUUGUGGUCUUCAACGACCGGAAGGGUUAACAUGACCUGGUACGAUUGGUCCGGGAUUCCGCAGAACAUCCCAACUGCAACAUCAAUCGAUGUCACCGUUGACCCGCUGAAUACGUCGCGUGUGUAUCAGACCAGUCUAGACAGCAGUCUCUCUGGACACGAUAGAAACAAUCUUGUUCUUAUCAUGGAUGUUACUACAGAAGGAAAGCUUCCGAAUGACGAGACUGCGCAGACUUUCAACCAUCGUAAUUGGUACCAUCCAACUCCACUCAAGGAUGCAAGAUUAGUCGAUCCAGGACUGAAGGUCACGCACAACGAUGAGACGAAGAAGUUUACCGUCGAGGCCACGACUGGUGUGGCAGUCUGGACAUGGCUUGACUAUCCGGAAGGUGUCGUGGCCACAUUUGACGACAACGCAUUUGUGUUGAGGAAAGGCGAGACGAGGGAGGUUGGGUAUCGGGUUAAGAAAGACACGACUAGUGGUAAUUGGAUUGAGGGCGUCAAAGUGGGGAGUCUGUGGGACAAUACCACGCCUUGA